This is a messenger RNA of Misgurnus anguillicaudatus (oriental weatherfish), 3185 nucleotides long. Lineage: Eukaryota; Metazoa; Chordata; Actinopteri; Cypriniformes; Cobitidae. The record is from RefSeq and is a predicted model, not a curated record.
UGCAAUUCUAGUCACGUGGCUACAGAAAUUCCCCAUCACAUGAGCACAGGAUGACGUCAGCAGUGAAACACAAACACAAGCGAGCGCUCUGUACGCCAUGAGCGACGCGGACAGCGAGCGACCGGACAGUUUGGACGGAUGGGUAGCGGUCAAAAUCGACGCGUUUGACGACAGCGAGCUUCACAAACUGAGGUUUAUCGUAGAAUGGAACGAAAUCGUAUCAAAGUUCGCGGUGACGUGUCAUAACCGGACGCUACAGCGCCGAGGAGACGCGAGCGGGAGCUGCGCGGGUUUGUUUUCCGUCGAGCACCUCGGGCACGUGCACGCGCAUCUGAGCGCUGUCCGGGACGAGCUCGAGCCGCUCUUUCCAGACCUGACGCGCUUCCGCGAGCGCAACGCAUGGGAGUUUCUGUUCUUCAGCGCCCCGCGGAGCGAUGCCGACGCGCCGUGUAGGCUGCUGGAGCGAUACUUUAGCACCGCCGUGGACGUGUGCGGCCGCGGGAUCGUGCUUGACGCGCUCUUCAACGUCAACGAAAAAGAUGAAGAUGAAUACUAUGAAAAUCUGCACGAGUUUAAACGCAACGCGAUGCGGGACGCGAUAACCCGCGCCGUAGACGCUUUGCGUGCGAUUGUAGAAAGUCACUCCAGCACUGACGGCCUCGUGCGGCUGAUGAACAUCUAUGAGGAGGAAGAUGAGGCGUAUGAAGAAUUGGUCAGCGUUUCGACCCACUACCACCAGAACCUUCUGCAACCUUUCAGAGACAUGAGAGAGCUCGCCACACUUUACAAGACCCAGAUUCAGAAGUGCCUGGAGUAUGAAGAGUUAGGACCAAAGCGUGUGUGUGAACUGGAGGCUGAGAUGAAUGAAUGGAGCCGGCGAGGACAAACGGCCGUUCAUUCAAUACAAGACAUCACUGCUGACUACUUCAAAAACACAUCGAAUGCUCUGAAAGGUAUGGUGAAACAGAUGGAAGAGGAUCAGAAAAGAUUUGGUCAUGCAUCUUGGGCGAUGGCUGUGCCCCGACAAGAGAGACUCAGAUUGUUGUUGGCUAAAGAGACGCUGCAGCACAUGAGGGCCAAAGAGAUGUGCAUCAAACGCAAAGGACACAACAUACGUGACAAAAUGAGCAGUGUGACAGAGAGCGCUGAUGCUGUCGGUGAGCUGGAGCUGCAGUUUUAUGAAACACAGCUGGAACUUCACGACUGCAGGUUUGAGAUUCUGAGAAACGAGGAGCUCCUGCUGCUGACACAGAUUCAGAGCGCACAACGACACAUGAGAGAGCUGCAGGAGCAGGUGGUGUACUAUGACACGUGUCAGGAUCCCGAGGAGCUGCAGGAUGUUCAGGUGGAUGUAAGCCCCGCCCACACACACCUGCACCAGAGACUCAAACAACUGGAAAGUAAAAGAGGAACGAUUUCAUCACGCAGGGCUUACCUGAGAAACCAGCGGGACGCGUGUGUUCAGGCUCACAAGCAGCAGCUGCACUCGGUACUGCAGAAAUCCCAGCAGCACCGCCAACACCACACCGCACAGCUGAAACGAGAGAAGAGAAGAGUCGAGGAUCAGCAGAUGAAGGAGUGGGUGGAGAAGGAGAGAGAGAAGACUCUUAAUAGACUCCGCAGCUUCAGAACGAGACAUCAGGGCCAGUAUAUGCUAAAGACGGCUCGUUGGAGGCCGGAGUCGCGUGACUCAAACAAUGAUGACUCAUCGCAACCUCUGUCGAUCGUAAGUUUGGGACCGCAAAACUCCAUCCCAUGCAGGAAGGGACGGCGUCUGAAGUCAGGUGACAUCCCGGUGGAGAUACUGCUUCCUGGUAAACCUGCAGUAGAAAAACCAGACUGGACAUCUCCACCCCAGGCUCCUCCUCCACCUCCUCCCCUUCCUCCACCUCCUCCUGCCCCUCCCCUUCCUGCAGCACCCCUCCCCUUGCGUUCAACUUUGCCAAUCGCCGAUUGCAAGCCGCCAAAAAGAAACACUAUGCAGCAAAACGCUGGCCUGAUGGAUGAGCUUUUAGCGUCGCUGCAACGCGGUCAGAAGCAACUGCGUAAGGUCACGACCCAACCGGAGCGCGUUGACGUCAGAGACAGCCUCAUGUCAGCCAUCCGCCAGGGCGUGGCACUGAAGAAAGCCCCGCCCUCUGCCGCCCCCGCCCCCGCAGCUGACUCUGAGCUGGAGCGGAGCAUCAAAGCUGCAAUGCUGAGGAUGAAGAAGGUCACUAAUGAGUCUGAUGAUGAAGAAAGUGCCGAUCCACCGUCCGGGGAGUGGGACAGUUAAAAUGAUACAACUACUUUAAUCAUCUGUGAGGUGUCCAGAUGCACCAACAGAUUAUCAAGCCAAAGAGUUCAGCACUUACCUGGUAAAAUGUUGUGUGAAUGCAGUAAAUUGCCAAGAAAAGCUCAUUUAAAUUUGACCCGACGGCCAAGGUUGAGAUGUUUUCCAGUCUAGUUUCUUUGUAUGAAAACUAAGGUGUAGCAUUCGUAAGAAACUUCCCGUAUGCAUAUCAAUCAUUUUUUGCUUGAUCUAAUACUUCAUAAUCCAACAAACUUCAUGUUGAAUAUCACAUGUUGGCUUCCUGCUAUAUUGUUGCAUUUAAUGGACGUUUAAUUUGCUUUGUUUUUUUUGCACUGAAAAUUACACAAUUAGAAGGUUGUUUACAGUCCAUUUUACUGUAAUUGAGCUGUACAACUCUCAGUUGUGUUAAUGUCUGUCUCACUGAUGUCUGAUGAGUUUCAUUUGAAAUUAUUACAUGAAUUCAAUCGAUGCUGCAGGAUUAGAAAGUUUGCCUUUUCUGCAAAGUCAGUUUGUUUGCCGUGAAAUGUACACGGUAAAAAAACGGUUUGGUGGAUUUAAUAGAAAUGUACCCCAUCAAUUUUGCAAGCAACUUUAUUACAUUAUAACAAUAUUUUUUGAAAAUAAGCUGAUUUUCCAGCUCCCUUAGAGUUAAACGUUUGAGUUUUACUGUUUUGGAAUCCAUUCAGCCGAUCUCCGGGUUUGGAAAUGAACCGGUGACAUUAAGCAGCGCCCGAAAACAGCCCCCUUGGUUACUUUCAAUAGCAGGGUACUAUUUUCGGGCACUGCAUAAUAAAUAAGUUUAUUUUCAUAAAAAGUGGAGUGUCCCUUUAAAGAAUCUGGUGGAUGUGAUCCAAUAGAACAACAUUAAAUCCUACUGGAAUAAGACAGAAAA